Trichoderma reesei QM6a is the source of this 879-nucleotide messenger RNA. RefSeq lists its product as uncharacterized. The transcript is spliced from 2 exons. The record is from RefSeq and is a predicted model, not a curated record. NCBI's taxonomy places the organism in Eukaryota, Fungi, Ascomycota, Sordariomycetes, Hypocreales, Hypocreaceae. Bases 1 to 879 code for a protein of 292 amino acids. Gene Ontology annotation, cellular component: plasma membrane; fungal-type vacuole.
AUGAGCUCGUCACCGCCUGCUCCUAAUGGCAUCGAUCCAGCGACUUGGAACUCCAUCCUCCACAUUCGCACUGGCUGCUUUCCUACUCUACUCCCCGAAAUCAGAAACGACUACGGAUAUCGGCCGAGCCUUGGCGCCGGAAUCGCAUUUGAUGUGCUCUUCGGCUUGACAUUCCUCGGUCAUGUCAUUCGGGCAAUUCGCUUCAGACGCUGGACGUCUAUUACGUUUGCCAUUGGCGCCCUCACGGAGGCGAUAGGAUGGGCCGGACGAACGUGGAACGCGAAGUGCCCUUACAACCACGACGCCUUCUUAAUGCAGAUCACGACUCUAAUCAUAGCGCCAACCUUCUUCGCAGCCGGACUCUAUGUCCUUCUCGGCAUCCUGAUCAAGCAGCUGGGGUCCCAAACGAGCAGCCUCUCGCCCAGCUCCUAUGCAAUCAUCUUUUGCACUUGCGAUGUAAUUUCGCUUGUCGUGCAAGCAGUGGGUGGUGCCUUGGCAGCCAAGGCUACCGUCGAGCUCAACGGAGACACAACGACGGGGACACACAUCAUGGUCGCUGGGAUCGCAUUUCAACUCUUCACCAUGAGCAUUUUUGCGCUGCUUGUCUGUGACUUCCUCCGUCGCGCCAAAAGAUUGGUGAAGAUGAGGCCCACAAGACUUGCCCUGAUAGCUCUCUUUGUGGCGUUCUUGAUGAUAUACAUCCGGUCCAUCUACCGUACCGUUGAAUUGGCUGAGGGGUGGACUGGGUCCUUGAUCACCCAUGAGGGGUACUUUAUAGGGCUCGACGCAGUCCUUAUGGUGAUCGCUGCUGUUGUUUUCUUGGUCCUUGACCCUGCAGUGUUGCUCCAAAACGAGCCUGUUACCUUGGUAGCUAAAUGA